AUGAAAGAAGACCUCGAGGAGGCAUCGCCAGCCAAUGGCGCCGAGUCGUCUACCUCGGCUUCUUCAACAGGGUCGUCGCCAAUCCUAGAGCCCAUCAGGACCAUUGAAACACGCCGCAGCCGCACCCACGACCUUGAUGUCUUUGAGGCCCUGGAGCACGCCCUCACUCCAGAUGUCGAGACAGAGGCAGAGCGCGAGGCUCGCGAACCUAUUACUUACACCAGAACUGGCACCAGUGUGACCAGCGCCGCCUCUCGCCCCCCAGACUUUGAGGUUUUCUUUGAGGACGGUGAUCCAGAUAAUCCCCGAAACUGGUCAAAGGGUUAUCGCGCAUGGAUUAUCGUCUGUGUCUCGUAUUCCACAUGGGUCGUCGUCUUGUAUAGCACAUGUUACACUGCAUCGGUGUCUGGCCUGGCCGAGGAGUUUGGGGCGUCAACGACUGUGACCACACUUGGUUUGACAACAUAUUUGCUUGGUCUUGCUGCAGGAAGUCUGAUUGUGGCACCUCUGAGUGAGCUGUACGGUCGACAAAAAGUGUACAUUGUCUGCUUGACUGUAUGGGCUUUGUUGAUCUUGCCAUGUGCUCUGGCUACUUCAUUAACAGAAAUCAUUGUUGUGCGCUUCUUUGGUGCUGUCUUUGGUGCCGCUAUGAUCUCAAACAGUCCUGGAACCAUCGUCGAUAUCUCGGAUCCAGAUUAUCUGGCUGCAGCCAUGUCCAUGUGGUCCAUCGCGCCCCUGAACGGACCAUCUACUGGCCCAAUCAUUGGCGGCUUUGUGUACCAGUAUCUGGGAUGGCGAUGGGACAACUGGAUUCCUCUGAUCCUUGGUGGAGUUGGAAUUCUCAUGAUGAUAACAGUGAAGGAGACAUAUCAUCCCGCAAUCCUGAAACAAAAGGCGGCACGAUUGCGCAGGGAGAACGAUGACCCGCGGUAUUGGUGUCAGUAUGACCAAAGGGUUUCCACCCGUCACCUGAUAAAGAUCAACAUGAGUAGGCCAUUUACUCUGUUGGCAUCUGAACCUAUUCUGUGGUUUAUGGAUAUCUGGAUAUCGCUGAUUUAUGCCAUCCUGUAUCUGUGUUUUGUGGCAUACCCUAUCGUAUUUUCCCAACACCGUGGAUGGGAUGCAGGCAUGUCAGGACUGGCCUUUGUGGGCAUCGGCGUCGGAACCAUGCUUGCCAUCUUCGCAGAGCCUCUUUUCCGGCGACUGAUCAACUCUCAGCCUCGAGAUCCAGUCACUGGCAGGCCUCAGCCUGAAGCAACGGCUCUAGUCAUGGCCAUUGGCGCCAUCCUGACCCCGAUCGGCCAGCUUGUGUUUUCGUGGACAUGCCUGCCAGCGACCAUUCAUUGGGCUAUCCCGAUCGCUUUCGGCAUCCCUUUCGGUGCAGGCAACACCAUCAGCUUCAUCUACGGCUCGAAUUAUCUGGCUGGCGCGUAUUCCAUAUACGCUGCCAGUGCGCUCGCCGGAAACGCUGUCAUUCGCAGUAUUGCUGGCGGUGUUUUGCCCCUGGCUGGUCCUAAGAUGUACGCCGCCAUGACCCCUCAAUGGGCUGGAACACUUCUGGGCCUCCUCGAGGUAGCUAUGAUUCCGAUUCCAUUCGUGUUCUGGCGAUACGGAGCCAAGAUCAGAGCAAAGAGUCCAGCCAUUAGGGCUUUGAGAGAGGAGCAGGAUCGACUUGAUGCGAAGAGAGCCAAGUAUCAGAAGAAGCUUGAAAAGAAGCAGCAACGAGAAGCAGAGAAUCCAAAGACAGAGGGAGAAGGAGUGUUGGAGAAGACAGCAGGUGAUUGA
Fusarium mangiferae is the source of this 1785-nucleotide messenger RNA. RefSeq lists its product as uncharacterized. The transcript is spliced from 3 exons. The record is from RefSeq and is a predicted model, not a curated record. Gene Ontology annotation, molecular function: transmembrane transporter activity. NCBI's taxonomy places the organism in Eukaryota, Fungi, Ascomycota, Sordariomycetes, Hypocreales, Nectriaceae. Bases 1 to 1785 code for a protein of 594 amino acids. Gene Ontology annotation, biological process: transmembrane transport.